Messenger RNA from Stegostoma tigrinum, 5054 nucleotides. Its product is annotated as calumenin. Lineage: Eukaryota; Metazoa; Chordata; Chondrichthyes; Orectolobiformes; Stegostomatidae. Gene Ontology annotation, molecular function: calcium ion binding. The transcript is spliced from 8 exons. Gene Ontology annotation, cellular component: endoplasmic reticulum. Bases 276 to 1223 code for a protein of 315 amino acids. The record is from RefSeq and is a predicted model, not a curated record.
GGGGUGGGCAAUUUCCGGUAGACCCCUUUAGAGUGGAUAGAAGGUAGAAGAAGGGGUGAGAAAUUUGGUAAUUAUAACUAAUUUGGUCGUGGUUAAUAGUACGAAUUGAUACAUUAAUUGGUUGUUCAAUUAAUUGGAAGAUAACAGUGAAACUAACUAAUAUAGGGAGUAUCCUGAAACAAAUGAAGAAGUAGCUUUGAAAUGUAAUAACCGUUGUACAGGAGGAACGUUGAUCACCAUUCAUUACAAAACAGAAAAGAAAGACCACAGACGUGAUGGGUUUAACAAAGUUGAUCCUGUACCUGACUAUGUGUGGUGUUUAUGCCCUGAGCAAACCAACUGAAAAGAAGGAUCGUACCUUCCAUGAGAAAGAAUUAAGUGACAAGGUGCAUGAUGACUCGGAGAACUUUGAAUAUGACCAUGAUGCCUUCCUUGGAGCUGAGGAGGCAAAGACAUUUGAUCAGCUCACUCCUGAGGAGAGCAAAGAGAGACUUGGAAUGAUAGUAGAUAAAAUAGAUGAGGAUAAGGACGGAUUUGUGACGGAGGCAGAGCUGAAGGCCUGGAUAAAGCGGGCUCAGAAGAGGUACAUCUUCGAGAAUGUUGGGCGCCAGUGGCCAGAUUUCGACAGUAACCAGGAUGGGCUUGUCUCCUGGGAGGAAUACAGAAACGUAACAUACGGCUACUAUCUGGACGAUGUGGAUGCUGACGAUGGCUACAACUACAAGCAGAUGAUGGCAAGAGAUGAACGCAGGUUCAAAAAGGCUGACCAGAAUGGUGACCUGUUUGCUACGAAAGAGGAAUUCACUGCCUUCCUGCAUCCAGAGGAAUAUGACCAUAUGAAAGACAUUGUUGUGCUGGAAACCAUGGAGGACAUUGAUAAGAAUGGAGAUGGCUUUAUUGAUUUGGAGGAGUAUAUUGGUGAUAUGUACACUGCAGACAGUGAUGGCCAUGAGCCUGAUUGGGUCAAAACCGAGCGUGAGCAAUUCACAGAGUUCAGAGAUCGCAACAAAGAUGGCAAAAUGGACAAGGAUGAAACCAAAGAUUGGAUCUUGCCAGCUGACUAUGACCAUGCUGAGGCUGAAGCUCGACAUCUUGUCUAUGAGUCUGAUGAAAACAAGGAUGGAAAACUCACCAAAGAAGAAAUAGUCAAAAAGUAUGACUUGUUUGUGGGAAGCCAGGCCACAGACUUUGGAGAAGCCUUAGUACGACAUGAUGAGUUCUAAGUGUGUUGAUAACUACUGUGGAGAACGAACAAGAAUCCAUUCCAUAAAGAAGGGAUAAUUUAUUUUUACAAUUUGCUGUUUAACUUGGUGUUCUGUUCUCAGGUUGUUAACUGUGUUCUAUUCAGAAGCAGAGAAGGAGGGUUGGUAGUUGUAAAGAAGCAGCUAUUUUGUGUCUGGAGAGUGAUGUGUAAUUACUGGUAUAUAUUUGCCAAGUAUGUGUAGAAUCCUAACCACAUUUAUUUUUGUAUUUUUUUUUCUUCUUUUGAUUGGAUAACUUAAAUCCCAUGCAGCAGCUAUUUAAUUUUCAGGAAGCUCCAUUAAGCCUGGUUAAUUAGCAGUCCAGAAAAGUUGCUUAUGCAUAAAAUUCAAGAAUUGCUUUAAUUAUAAAAGUAGUUUUUGGUCAGGUCAUUUGUUUCCUGUCUUAAGAGGGGCUUGUUUGUACAGUUGCCAUUUUGGACUCCAAGCCAACAUGUGCAUUUGUGUAUAUGUAUGGACAAAUGCUGGGAACUGGAUACACCCUCAAUAAAUUACCUUGGCCACCUGUUGCAUUUGUGUUCUGCAGCAUUCCACCAUUCCGUAUUAUACUGCCACAAAGUGAAAAGGAAUUGAAUUAUGCUAUUAUCACAAAAUUGGAGAAGGGAAGUCCAUUUCUGCCUGCAUGGCUGGAGCACCAUGACUAAAACACCCUGAGCCCCUCAAACCACCAUGUAAUUCCCUGUCUGGGAGAUCUAGUAUUCAAAAAUUAUUGAUAAAGAUGCUUUCCUUUCAUAUAAAACAGUCUCCUCCUGGUCAAGAACCAGUCAGGCUCCCUCCUGAAAAGUAUAGUAAAUGUAUAUAGUAUUGAUCAUGUUAAUACAUAAUAAUAGCUGCAAUGUAACUUUUGUCCCUAUUUCUCUCAGCCUUUGGUCUCUGCUGCCAUCUAUAGGUUAAACUUUAACAGUAUUUAGAAAUAAACCAUACAUAUACAAGGCAGGUUGAUCUCCUCACUGUGACGAGGGUAGGUGUGCCAUUCUGUUGAUCAUUAAACUAACUGGGCAUCAUUUGAUGAGAAUUCCAUCUUUGUGAAGGUUAACCUGAAAUGUUACUCUGUAACUUGGUCAUUUUGUAUCCUAUAUUUGCCAUCUUGUGCUUUUGAGGAGAGAUAUAUAUUUGGAGAGUUUUAAUAUAAACAUUCAUGGAAGUGACAUACUAUUUUUAAAAAAAACAAUUCAGUCACUAGGUCAAUUCAGUGUUAUAUUUGUACAUACAAUGAGACAUGUAGUUGAUUUUUCUUGUUACUAAUGCAUUUAUGUGUACAUUAGGCAUGUAUCUUUCUUAUGUAGUCUAUUUACUUGGCUGAGAAAGAGAACUUUGCAACACCCAACAGAUCAGACAACAUCUACGUGGAAAGAAACAGAAUUAAUGUUUCAAAUGAACGACCUUUCAGUUCGAGCAGGAAAAGAAAAUGUUGACUAUUAUUAACUGUGUGUUUCUUAUGAAGUUUUUAACGUGUUUGCGGUUUUGAUUUGCAUUUUUUUGCAUUUGACCAAAUUGGCAUUCUAAAGCAUAUAGUGCCAUGUAACGACAGGAAUGAACGUCGAAAAUUCUUCCAUUCAUAUUCACAAUAGUUUGUGAGAACAAAGAAAGGAAAUGUGCAUCAAAGGUACUGCACAGUGUUCAACAGCCAUCGGUUUGAUUUUGAUCACACAGUGAUAUGGUUGGUUAGCCUGCAGGUUGCAGAGACAUGGUUAAAGCUCUUGGUAUCUAAUUGGUGUUCAAAACCACACAGUGCUCAAAAUAGCCAUAGUCUGACUUUUUCCUACUUCAUUUUGUUGAGUGGCUCUGAACAGUAUUCAUAUAAUACUAAAUUGUGGGAUUUUUUCCUUCUCUCUACUCUGCCAGUUAUACAUCAACUAGCAUUCAGAAGAAAAGUUAGCUAGCUGCCUUUUCUAUACAAUGCGAUCUGUUGUUGCCAGUAACGUUUGCAUCCAAAACUUUGAUCUGUCUUUCUAGCCGAUUGAGUUUAAGAUGCAUAAUUUCCUUCCUUGCUUUCCUUUUUGUUCUACCUAUAAAAAUGAGCAAUCUUUUCUUUAAGAGUAUGCUGCACUGCUUAGUUGUCUCUCUGCUCACAUCCUCCUUCGAUGUAAUGAUCUAACCUUGAUUAUUUAGAAAUGAUACACCAAAACACGAUGUUUUGAAUCCACCUGAUCUAUGAUGCUGAUUAAGGGAUAACUUUUGUCCUCCAGUUAAGUGCCCAACACAGAGCAUUUCACAUUUCACAUCUCCACAUUUCACUAAAGCGCCUGAGAAGAUUCACAUGCAACAGCUAUGCAGGGUUUUUUUUUCCCUCCCUGCCCUGUCAACUUAUGUUAGAUAUUGACUUCUAAUCUAAAUCUGUCUAGACAGUCAAAGAUUUGAUCAUGGUGGCAUCUAAUUGUCAAUCGCAUUCCACUUUGCAUUUAGCUGAGUGAAUAAUCAGGAGAACAGCGAGAUUUGAAUUCAUUUUUUAAGUAAUGGCAAUCUGAAUGGAUGUCAUCUCUCCCAGGUGACUGACUUGAGACUGGGAGUUGAACCUCUAGUGCAAGUCAAUCCUUCCUUGUGGUUGUAAUACAGCAGUUUUGAUUACCACCUUCUCCCCCCACUGUCCAACCCUUCACCACUGCCCUCCUGUUUCUAAGCAGACAGCUGAGUAUUUUUUUCCCCUCAGUAAACACUGAGUUUUGAUUCCAAACUUGCUUUGUUUGAGAGUUCUUUAAAGACGAUUCUUUGGGCAAUAAUGUAUUUACAGACAAGAAUUUAACCAAGAAGUUUGUAUAUAAUAUAUGAAUCAGUUAUAUGCUAGACUAAUAUACUUGCGAGAGAUUUCUAGUCUGGAGUCCAACUGAGGAUUUCAAAAGAAUGCCUGAGUUGUAAUAAGUAAUUUCAGUACAGUAGAUUCAUAAUGUCAUUGUUCUGCUUUUGCACCAGUAGCCCCUCUUUGCAUAAGUGACUGAAAUUUCUUAUUCCCACUCUCAGAAGCCUCUCUAACUUGGCCAACCAUUCUGCCAUGCAAAUUCACAAAUGGAUUCAAUUGUUUUAAUGUCAGAGGUGAAGUUAAUGGGUUUCAUUUAGAUUGUGUGAAACUUUUUUUAAAAUUAGUUAAAUCUAAUUUAAUUUUUACAACCCUCAAUAGAUUUAGAAUAUCAGUGCAUUGAAAGAGAUUUGUCUUAUUUCAAAAGAAAUCAAAAAUGUGGUUCUAUCCACUGAAUGAGAGUAAUAUGAAAUAUCUUAUGGUCUUGAUUGGUCUGGAAUGUGAUACAUGAGAGUUCAAUAGAUGCUCAACAUUUAUUACCAAUAUAUGACUCUACUUAUAUUGGAAACAUUUUGGUCUGCAACUAUUGCCUGUCAAAAUCUGUCCUGGGAAGACCCAACGGUUUUUGAGAAGAGAAAAUUGAAACUGAAUCAAUAAUAAUAAAAAUUUUUAGUUUGAGAUGGAAGUCCAAAUCUGCUGCUCAAACUGGUCAGACUGCAUUGUAUGCUGGGUGAGAGGAGUAGAUGCACGUUUUGUAAAGUGAACUACAUUUAUCAUGUCAGGGCAGGUGGGAUCUUGUAGUAAAAUCAGUUGCAGUGCAUCACUGGGAUAUUCAGCAAAUGUUUGCUAUAUAUUUUUGGAAAUUCAUUUAAACAUCUGGUUUUGCUGCCUUUGGCUGUUGGGCAGGUCUGAGCUGUCACUCACACCAUACUUGAAGUAUCAGUAAAUUGCACGUUUUUAAUAUGUCUACACUAGCACAUUUUCUUCAUGUAAAAUGUUUGCCUGUGUCGCUUUGAAUUGAAUUCUAAUCUUCAAUAAAGUGUUUUUUUUUUAAAUAAAAA